GAGAUAGGUUCUCCUUGAAUUACUUCAUAUUACCUGAAGAGCAUGGGUCCCAAACCUGGUAAAAGCAAAUCCAAAGACCAAGCCAGGCAUCUAAGAAGACUUUCUAUAGCAAAAAAAGAUGAUGCAACACUGCAAAAAGGACCUUCUAUUACUUCAUUUUUUAAGAACACACCACCUUCAAAACUGGCAUGCCCACUGUGUGGCAAAUUCAUACCUCGUUUCAAAAUCAAUGAGCACAUCGACUCUCAGUGUCGAGACUAUCUAGAGGAAAAUGACAUGCAAACAACAGCAGUCUCUGACGAUGAGCAAACAAAAACAUCCUGUCUCUCUUCAAAAAGUGUCCCUAACUGUCCAGAUGAGGAGAAAAAUGCAAGCAUGCAUGCAAAUAAUCAGGAGGCAAAAACAAGCCCAUAUUUUAAAAAGAGUGGCAUGACAAGACAAGAAUCACCUAACAACAAUUCCCAUGUUGGAGAGGUCAGGAUAGUCAGUCUUGGGCGUUUGUCUUCAAAACUCUCCAAGAAAGCGUUGUUUCCAUCAGAGGACUCCAACGGUCACAGCAUCCAAGUUUCUGUCAAAGAAGAUCCAGUUUUAAGUGAGCCAAGUAGUUCACAAAAAGAAAACUUUGAGAAUAUACAUGGUAAAUCUGAACAUGUAGAGAUGCAAUCAAAAUUAACUUCUCAGGUACCAACUGAAAAUCUACCUCAUCUUGAAAAAAUUAAACAGGCCACACCAAAAAAAGAACCUCUUGGUCCUGGAGUGUCUAAAUCAGCAGAUACUAGUGCUUCCUUAAGAUUUAUGAAAAGGAAAAAAGAGGAGUCUCCUGGUGCCUGUGUAACUCCAGUCGUACAGAAGAAAACAAAGUAUUCGGGAAAAAGCAGUGCCGAAUCUAGCAGCACUGAUCAAUUACCAGAGGUUGUAGUCAGCAAAUCCAAACACCAGGAUGUAGAAACAAACCAGAUUAUGACACAGGAUGGAAGUAGUGAUCCUCCACACAAUUCCAGUGCCUCCCCUGUGGAGGAUAGUUCACCCAGGCGCCCAUACUAUCUUCAGAACUUCCUGAGUGUUUUAGAAACGGUGCUGGAGAAUCAGGAUGACCGAUGUCUCUUCAGUGAAGAAGAAUUCUCAUCUAUCCAGAGGUUCAAGCAGAUGUCAGUGCCUGGGCAGAUGCUGUAUGUGCGUCUGUUUCAGAGGAAGUUGAAAUGGCUGCAAGUGAGCAAACUGGAUUAUACUGAGAUUAGUUCAGACCUUAAUCCUGUUGUUCAAGAGCUUGUCUCCAGUGGAUUUCUCCAGACAGAGUCUGAACUCACCGAGAUCCAAGAUGUUUUGGAUAUUUUACCUGCUCCAGAGCUCCGAAGUCUGGCUAAGACAUUCCACCUAGGAGGUCCAGGGAACAGUAGCCAGAAACAGCAACUAGUGGAAGGGCUUCUUGUUUUGUCCAAACAGCGCUCUCUCUUUUCGCUUGCCCCUGGCCAAAGCAACACCGGUGCAGUCAUUCUCAAAAGGGCAAAAAAGCUAGCAGGCUCCUGUGUUCUCCUGAGUCGGGAUCCUCGCUCUAUGUUCUCCCGCAUCCUUUUGCUUUUCUCUCUUACUGAUGGUCUGGAGGAGGAGGAAAUGGCAUCAGGGGGUCAAGGCCAGCUCUACACUGUUUUCCUGGUCAACUCUGGACGUCUGGCUUUCCCUACGUACACAGUUCAGCGGUCCGCCAACAUUUUUAGAGACAGGGAAGACUUAAUCAGAUAUGAAACUGCCAUGCGAAUCUUUCAAGAGGUGAUUACAGCAAUGCAGACUGGCUCGUGGGAAGAAGCUCUGGUCCUCUAUACUUCUGCGAAAUCGAACUGGCAAAACUUAAAGCAAACUUAUGACUUAAGUUGGCAGGAGCAGUUGCCUGUGUUCCUGAGGUGUUUCACUAUAGGCUGGGCAUAUACUCGUAUACUGUCUCGAGGAGUUGAGAUACUACAGAGGCUGCGUCGUUAUGAGGAUGCUGUGGAUGAGCUGCGUUCACUUUUAUCUCAGUCAGUGUUCUGUCCAGACAGUAGAGGGCGCUGGUGGGACAGACUAGCCCUCAAUCUCCAACAGCACCUAAAAUGCCAUGAGCAGGCUAUCUACGCCAUCAGGGAUGGACUGAACGAUCCACUGGUCCGAACAGGUCACCGUUUAUCAUUGCACCAAAGAGCUACCAGAAUGAAGGAGUCAGCGAGUUUUAAGAAGCACCGGCUGCUCCUCCGAGAUCUUCCUCCAUUUCCUAUCAACAGCGUUACUCAAAUUACAAUUCGAGGCCAGCUUUUCCCACACGAGGGUGGUACAGGCAAAUCUGUGUUCCUUAGGCCCGCUGCUGGCCAUGAAGGCUCUAGAGAAGGAGGUGAUGGCAUGGUGAUGUGCUCAGUGGAGGAGCUGGCUCUGGCACACUACAGAGAGCUUGGCUUCGAUCAAGGCAUUCAUGGUGAAGGUUCUACAUUCUCCACUUUAUUUGGUCUUCUGAUGUGGGACAUUGUCUUCAUGAAUGUCUUUGAUGUCUUUAGAACACCCUAUCAGACAUGUCCUCUGGAUCUAUACACUGACUGUUUCUAUGAAAACCGAAAGGAGGCCAUAGCGGCCCGGGCUAAGCUGUUGUCUGAAGCCUCUGCAGAAACACUCCAGGAGCUGCUGGCUGAAGUGUGGAAUUCACAGGAGGGAAGAGUUUGUGCGCUUGUUAACUGGGAGCGAUUCUCUUGUCUUCAGCAAGCCCAGAGCUUAGUGGCAUGUCUGGGAGGACAUUUUUUAAGUGAAAUAGUUCUUAAAAUGGCAAAGGACUACCGACACAGCAAAGGAGGACUUCCUGACCUGGUUGUGUGGAACACCUCAAAAAACAGUUAUAAGCUGGUGGAGGUGAAGGGCCCUAAUGACCGUUUAUCCCAGAAACAACAGAUCUGGCUGGAUGAGCUACAGAAGCUGGGUGCUAAUGUUGAAGUGUGCCAUGUCACUGCUUUUGGAGCUCGUGGAGCACGACUGGAGUAGAAACUAAAAUUGCCCUCACAAAUUCUGCUGCGCUAACAGACAAAACAUUUCACUCAUGCUGGCAAAUUCUCUCUACGGGUUGUUGAGAUGGUCCUUGUAUGAAUAUAUGCUAAUUUAAUGCAACAGUACUUCUGAUUUUCUGCUAAAACUAUGACACUACCACACACAU
This is a messenger RNA of Clarias gariepinus (North African catfish), 3163 nucleotides long. RefSeq names its product FANCD2 and FANCI associated nuclease 1 (gene fan1). The coding region runs from base 43 to 2994 and encodes 983 amino acids. Gene Ontology annotation, molecular function: 5'-flap endonuclease activity; flap-structured DNA binding; 5'-3' exonuclease activity. Gene Ontology annotation, biological process: interstrand cross-link repair. Gene Ontology annotation, cellular component: nucleus. The transcript has 13 exons. Lineage: Eukaryota; Metazoa; Chordata; Actinopteri; Siluriformes; Clariidae. The record is from RefSeq and is a predicted model, not a curated record.